UGGAAGGAUGGUAUUGUCGUAGAUCGUUGUAUUCAGGGUCUGUAUAUGUUUAAUAAAUCUGGAGUUUUAAAAGUGAAGUCGACGAAUCGUUACGGAAUCUUUGUCAUAGCAACGGAGCAAAAUGUGUUAACUGGACCUUAUGAAAACGCUAGAAGAGAAAUUGUCUUUAAAUUUCAACACUUUUGACGUAAUUGUAUAAGGUAAAAAGUGUGUAAAAACAGUGAUUCUAACACAAUGUAUUGCUUGACAGAGCUGCUUGGUUUAUUCUUGGUACUGCGAUAUAGUCUUUCCCUACGGUUAGAAUGUAAUUCUACCCGUGAAGACUUUUGUAUGCAUAACAAAAACUAUUGCCUGAAUGCGGGGACCUGUUCAUACGACAAGACAAUAUGCCAGUACCGAUGUCUGUGUACCCCAUUAUUCAUAGGCCGAAGGUGUGGACAGACCAUCUUCUCACAAUCUGCAACCAGAAAUAUCUCUAAAACACACCAAGGAACAUCUACAUCCCCAAGAAACAUUUUGAAAGCACCAGCAGGAAAAAUGAAUUCGUCCUCUGAUACCUCUAAAAAAGCAUUGCUGACCAAAAAUGUCUGGAAAUCAAGUGGUCCUUCAAUCUCAGUGCACGUUUGCUCACCAAAGUACAAGGUGCGACCUUUAAAAGAAAGGCAAUGCCUAUUUGGAUUGAAUUGCAUAUACGGUUAUUGCAACAUGCAGAACACAGCAGUCAGUUGUACCUGUGACGCGGGUGGAAGAGGGCUGAGAUGUGAGAAGAAGUGUUGCCUAAAGUGUUCAGGUCAUGGUCGAUGUGAUAAGUAUAUCAAUGGCACAGAGCGAUGUAAUUGUGAUACCAAUUAUGAUGGAAGAUUAUGCGAACAAAUGAUGAUCAUCUCAACUCCUUUGCCAGAUAAAGAUAUAAGGCCGCUUUGGGUCAGUGUGGUGGUCAUUCUCAUCUCUCUUGUCAUUGGAACAGCUACGAUGUUUUACUGUAUGUGGCGAAACAGGGUGACCAUCAUCAUGAAUAUAGUCCAUUAUUUUCAGGCAUACGAGGAUGAUGACGAGAAAACGUAUGAUUCAUUCAUCUCCUAUAAAUCUGCGGACGUCGACGAAGACUUUGUUCUCCACGUACUCUUACCUAAAUUGGAGGAACUCGGCUUUUCUGUUUGUUUACACUUCCGAGACUUUCUACCGGGAGAACCAAUUGCCAACAACAUCAUCAACGCCAUUAACAAUAGCAGAAGAACCAUUCUUAUCCUAACACCACGCUACGUAAGUAGCGAGUUCACGAGACUGGAAUAUCAGGUGGCACAGCAUGAGAUGUUAAAACGGAAACACAAGAUCAUUCCUGUGUUGCUUGAGGAUAUUUCCAAAGAACAGGAAACAAUGGACCCAAACUUAAAACAGAUCCUUCGGUGUGUCACCUAUCUAGAAUACCCAGGUGCUGAAAGUGGUGAAAAGAGCAGGAAACGAUUUUGGAAGAAACUGUCGUUGGCUAUGCCAAAGAAAAAACAAAACGAAUUGAAACGGAAACAAGUUGGUGAUGGUUUUAUUGAACAAAACCUGGAAGCACAGGUGAUCGACGCCAUUGCUGAAAAUGCAGGACCUGAGAAGGUGGAAAUGGCGCAUAUCUAGUUACCCUUUUCUGUGUAGUCCAGUCAUGUUUUUAUAUAGCAGAGACCACAAAAAAAUUGCAGUAGAACGGUGUUAAUAUUUUGUUUCGAGCUACAGUCAGGUUCUUUUUGUAGGAAGGUGUUAAUAUUCUAUUUCGAGCUACA
This is a messenger RNA of Ylistrum balloti, 1769 nucleotides long. RefSeq lists its product as uncharacterized. Gene Ontology annotation, biological process: toll-like receptor signaling pathway; immune response. Gene Ontology annotation, cellular component: membrane. Gene Ontology annotation, molecular function: transmembrane signaling receptor activity. The coding region runs from base 235 to 1626 and encodes 463 amino acids. Lineage: Eukaryota; Metazoa; Mollusca; Bivalvia; Pectinida; Pectinidae. The transcript is spliced from 4 exons. The record is from RefSeq and is a predicted model, not a curated record.